ACCUACAACCAAAGCCAGUCUAACAAAAGGAGCAUCCACAAAGCUAUUUCAGGAAACAAAACACUUCAUUUUUACCAGCAUAGCCCACGUAUGAUUCCAGAAGGCAUAAAUCCCAAGUUGCAUAAAAUGUUUAUUACUGCGGAAAAAUACGAACCGAGCAAUUCACGAACACUCUCCAAAGAGAGAAGACCCAGUUUCCUGCAGCACAAAUCUGCUCUCUUUUCCUGUGUCACUGGCCAAAAGCAAGUACACUCUCAUGAGAACUGGUCUCUGUCACCUGAGGAAUAUGAAAUCUGGGACAGGCUUUACAGGAUUAAGGAAAGUGAUGGAGUAAAACAACCAAUGUUGCCUCAAACUCGGUUUGAAACCUUAGAAAACCUGGAAGAAAUAUUGAAGCAUGAAGAAGCAGCAGCUCAGGAGCUUUCCUUGGCUGAAUGGAGAAUUUGGCAGAAUCGUCCUUUUCCCACAUCUAUGGUCGAUCACUCGGAUCGUUGUUGCCAUUUUGUCAGCGUAAUGGAAAUGAUAGAGCUGCUGAGAAAUGAACAGGGAGAUUGCAGCUAUGAACUGGAGCUCCAGCCUUACCUACGUAUUGAAGACGUUUAUGUCCAAAGGAAUAAAAGCCACCUUUUCAUGCCCACCUCUGCGUCUGAGCAGAGAGCACACUCAUCCAGAAAAGACGUGGCACACAGAUCAAAAAUAAAACCAUUUUUACCUGAUACAAAUGAUAAUGCAAGUGAAUUAUUUUCCACGUUUAAAAUAACAAAAACAAAGACUCCCAAAAGACCUGGAUUAAAUCUUGAAGUACCCGUGUUGCCUACAGGUAUUAAUGCUUUGGCUUCUGACUCAGCAAAAGGGCUUGCUCUGGUUGAAAAUACUGACCAGGGCAGUCAGAAAGAUGAGGAACUAGAGGUGACGUUUGACUUAAAUGAAUUUAUUGACCUAUGUGACAACAGCGAAAGUACUGUAAUUCACCAAAGUGCAGCAAUACAGGAAUGCAAAAGCGUAGAUAAAGCUUGUCGGUCACUAGGGACAAACCACACAGAUUCGGGUUAUAGCAGCCUCUCACCAGAGAAAUCACCCGUGUCCUCUGACUUAUUUUAUCUUCCUGAAUCACACAUGGAUUCAUCUGCACUGGUGAGACCGUCUGAGGAGCCUUCCUGGUUAAAAGAGGGAUUUUCCCAUGUGAAAAGGCUUUUAUCGCAAUCUCCUCCCUCUUUGAAUGAACUUUAUGAUUUUGAAAACAUGGUGAGAAAUGAAGAAACAAUAUGUCCUUUUCAGAAAGGUAUUUCCAACAGUUAUUCAGAGGGACUGCAGGACAAAGUCUUUUCUGAAAGUCCUGCACUGAAAGUCACCGGUGCAUCGUGUCCUCCUGUACAUACCUGUUUCUCAAAAACUGUGUCGUCUUCCGAGUCUGCAGCCAACGAGGAGCUUCACUGGGAUGACAGCUUUGAUGACCUGUUUGACAGCGAAGCAUUCACUGAAACUCCAAAGAAAGCUCCAACAAUAAAUCACACUCUGACCCAUAACCCUACAUAUAAGUGUUUUGUUCAGAAAGAGAAAGACCUUGAAAAUAACAAGAAAAAUGUGAUUAUUGGUGAAGAGGAGAGUAUCUGUUUAUUUGAAGAUGAACAUAUGUAUGGUACAACUAACGGGAGUGUUUCUGUGAACAGUAAGCAUUUGGUCAGGUCAGGUUCGGGUGGGAGCGGUAGGGCAGUUGCAGAGCAGGGCUCUGCGUGGCUUCCUGCAGGGGUGUCCUGUGGGGACGCUGGCAGAGCCCUCAGGGAGCAGGCACCAAGUGGUAACACCACAACCACCAAAGUGUCCAGUGGUACCGGUGAUACCAAGCAGCUUCUGGACAACAAUGAUCUUUAUGACUGUUCUGAAGAACUGUUUUCUGUUACCUUUGAUUUGGGGUUUUCCAUUGAAGAGUGGGAGAACGAUAUCUUUGCAGAAGAUGUGAAUACUAAUAAUACCAAAAAGUUAAAUGUUGCCUCGGGGCGUCACGCAGAUGUUAAACCCACUGAAGAUAAACAAACAUCCCUGAAUGAUGGCUCCAGAUUUGAGUCAUCGCCAAAAUGGGAUUGUAAAAGUCUUGAGAGAAGAGACGUUUCCACACCGCUGCUGUUCCCGAGCAGGAGCACGAGUGCCACAGGAGGGACUGAGGGCACUGCCACUGCAGGGCCCUUCUUGAAGUCCGCAGACAGGAGAAGGGGGAGUCGAUCAUCUGAAGCUUUGGCUUCUUCCUUUUCGACUCCAACAGGUAGAAAGGUUAUGAAUGUUAAAGCUAUCAAAGGAAUUCCUAUGGGUGUCUUCUCUAGUGCCCAGGAGUUGAUUCCAGAGGUGCCUCUUACAGACAAAGCAAAUAAAAAUCAAAGCCCACACAGGCAGAACUUUGGGAGUGCAGCUGUGGAUGCACUUGAUUCCCCUUCAGGAAGAACCGAAAACCUGGGAGACAUCAACCUUCAUCGUUCACGUGUGUCUGCUGCUGGAGGAACCAGCAGUGAGAGUGAAGAAGAGAUCGUUUUCCAGAGGAAAAACAGGGGAAAAAAGGAUGUUUUGAAGUCUCCUGAUGGUAUGAACAGCAGUGAUUUUGAAUCACCGAUUCGUGCCGUCAGAAAACGUCGACACCCACGUAAUGUGUCGGACGUGUCCAGCGAUGACAGCGUGGAUUUCCACAGGGACCCGAGAGGGACCACGGGCAGCAGCUCGGCCGCCUGCUACAGAAACCGGCUGGGACGUUUGAAACGGCAAAAGCUCAAGAACAGUUUUACGUACAGGAAUGCAGCACGACAGUUUUUGGAUGAAGAAGCUGAGCUGUCCCAGCAAGACGCAGACUGCGUUUCAGCUGAUGAGAGUGACGAUACAGAGGACAAGAUGAACUCUUCCCUUGCUCAGUUCCUGAAUGACGAUGAGGAGGUGACACAAGUGUUAAAUGACCAUGAGAUGAAGGGAGUUUACCUGAAAUCUGUGCGUAGUCCAGCUCUUGGCAAUAGGUACAAAAUGGUUCAUCGUGAAUUCAACAACAUGAACGUUUUCUCACAGAUUCCUGAGCAAGACGAGGCUUACGAAGAAGACAGUUUCUGUGUUGGAGAGGAGGAAGAGGAAACUUGCCCCAAAAAUGAAUCUAGUGAGGAGGAAGUGUGCGUCAAUUUUGAUCUUCUAAAUAAUGAGAGUUUUACUAGUGGAAGAAAACAGUACCUCACUCGCCACACCAGAAAGUUAAAGCAGACCAGGAUGGAAGAGAACAGCUGUGUCCCAGUGCAGAAGAAGAAACCAUCCCGAAUUAUUGUUCUUAGUGAUUCCAGCGAGGAAGAAAUGAGCGUCAGCAAUGAGAAGCCCAUGAAAAUGGACUGUUUCAGGGAGGAGCAGGAAAAUGCUAAGGUACCCAAGUUGUUGCCUUCAGUCUCUUCUGCACAGCGCAGAAAAGCUGCUGGAGAAAUCAGCGUUCAUCAGGCUGUGGAGAGUAACAGUGAGAUGCUGCUUGGCUUGAAAGCUUCAGUAUCCGAAACGUUGGAUUUUCACCCAGAUCGUCCAGCCAGGAGCACACGCUGCCCUCCAGCUGUCACUGGUUCUGAUCUGGGGAAGGAGGAUCUGCGGGCUCAUCCUGAGGUGAAAAGCUCUCUGAAGAACACCUGCAGGAGCACCCCAGUCCCACCGUGUUCUGCUUCCUCAGCUGCAGCUCUGCAGACAAACCCUCUCUGUGUCCUGGCAGACAGCCGGGAAAUCUCCUCAGGCGCAGAGGUGAUUUCUGCCCUGAAGGCAGUUCAUGGCGUGAAGGUGCAGGUUUGCUCACUGGGCAGCAGCGAUUACAUCGUCAGCACCCGCAUGGCGGUGGAGAGGAGAUUUCUGUCGGACUUACUGAACUCUGGGAACAGGAAUAAAGUCACGCAGCGGAUCCAGCGCCUGCAGAGCACGUUUGAGAGAAUAUGUGUGAUAGUGGAAAAGGACAGGAUUAGACCAGGAGAGACGUCACGAUUUCUCCAGAGGACGCAGUACUACGACAGUGUGCUCUCAGCCUUGGUCCAGGCUGGUGUCCGAAUUCUUUUUAGCACUUGCCAAGAGGAAACCGCUGGUUUGCUGAAGGACCUGGCCUUGGUGGAGCAAAGGAAAAACGCUGCCAUUCGCGUGCUGACAGAGCUGGAGGGUCACAAGCAGGAAAUGCUCAACUUGUUCCUGACUAUCCCAAACCUCAGCUACCUGGCUGCUCUCAACAUGUGCCAUCACUUUGGCUCCGUGAAGAAGAUGGCCAACAGCUCCCCGCUGGACAUCGCCACUGGCGCCCAGGUCAGCCUGCAGAAAGCAGAGGAGAUCUUCCGCUACCUCCACUAUGGCUUUGAUGCACAGAUGCUGCCCGAGAGUCUCUGUGCCAAGGGGAGAAGCACCGCAGCCACCAAGAGCUGA
This is a messenger RNA of Mesitornis unicolor (brown roatelo), 4401 nucleotides long. RefSeq names its product Fanconi anemia, complementation group M (gene FANCM). The transcript has 13 exons. Gene Ontology annotation, molecular function: nuclease activity; four-way junction DNA binding; four-way junction helicase activity. The annotation marks the transcript as partial. The record is from RefSeq and is a predicted model, not a curated record. Gene Ontology annotation, biological process: replication fork reversal; interstrand cross-link repair; double-strand break repair via synthesis-dependent strand annealing. Lineage: Eukaryota; Metazoa; Chordata; Aves; Mesitornithiformes; Mesitornithidae.